AUGGUUUAUUUUAUCUCUUUAUUUUCUCCUUUACAGAUCAACCUCCGCCUCAUCCUGGUGAGCGGGAAGACGAAAGAAUUCCUCUUCAGUCCCAGCGAGUCUGCUGGUGACAUUGCUCAGUUUGUCUUCGAUAACUGGCCUGAAGAAUGGGCAGAUGAAAGCGUGAGUAAAGCUGAAAUCCUGCGCCUGAUCUACCAAGGGAGGUUUCUGCAUGGCAAUGUGACGCUAGGGGCUUUGGGCCUCCCCACAGGCAAGACCUGUGUCAUGCAUCUCGUCCCCAGAGAGAACCUGCCCGAGCCCAAUUCGCAAGAUCAGCGGCAGAAGAGCAAGGGUGGAACCUCCAGCUGCUGCUCAGCCUCCUGCGCCAUCCUCUAGUGCGUCACAGAUCCCAGGACACUUCCCAGCAUCACCACCUCCUAGUGUGGCUCCAUCCGUUACCAACAGCCACUUCUGCAAUCCUCCAGUCACUUGAAUGCCCUAUCUGCUAGUGUACCCUAUUGGCUGGCACCUCAUGCGACCUGGGUUUGUCUCCCAAGGAAUAGCGUGGCCAGUUUCCAAAGUGCACUGUGGGUCUUCCUUUUCUUAGAUCAUGUGGACUCACUCAUGUGGACAGGCUUGGCAUAUUGCCACCACCAGACUGAAUAAAUCCAGUAAAGUGGCAGUGACUUUGCCUGUGUGAAAGUUGGACAAUGUGGCACAGUCAGAAUGAUCUUUGAUUAACACUUAAUCAGCUGCUGUAGACUGGCCUUGUGGAAUCAUAUAUUAUACUAUACUGUUAUCCAUCACUGUAAGAGGACUUUAUUAAAGCCAGAAAAGAGUUUAAUGGAAAUGAGUGAUAUAGUAGUUAUAGCAUAAUUAAAAGUGGUGUGUUGUUGUGACAGUCGAAGUGCUAAGCUCCCUCCAGCUACCUUGCAGAACCCCAGAACCAUGUAUAGUUUACUUGGAAAGGUACAAUUCUACAAGUAUUCACUGCCCUUCUGAUCACAACAUGGAGUCUGGUUGAAAGAGAAAAAUGUAUUGGUUGUAGAAAAAGCAAGAAACAAAAGAUCUGUUUAUGGAAUAAGGAUGGAUAGGAUGAUAAAGCAAAGGAACAAGAAGGCAAAGAGGGAUGUGGCAUGUUUUCCCGGGAGUGGGUCAGUCUGUGAUGAAUUUCUUCCCUAAUAUCCUCUGCCAGAGAUGGAGAGGCAUUAACCGCAAGGUUAUGAGUUGUUUCAUCAGAGAAAAUAUAGUUAUGUGGUGAGGACAUGUUCACAGACUUGUAAGUCAAUACUAUAAUGUGUCUUCUUGCAAUAUUGGAACCUAAACUUCAUGUGUUGUGCAGUGAAGUUUCAGAGCUUUCAUCCAGUGACUGGUAAUGGGUUUUGCAGGCACUGGUACAACUCACAAGUGUACAUAUAUAUAUAUAAUAAGGAAAUUAAAAAAAAGAUUAUGUGAUAUAAAACAAUGUGUAGCUCACUCAUAUAACUUUCAUCUGUCCAGACAGUGUUUCAAGGUGGUUGUCUACACCUGUGUUGCUUUGUUUGUUUCUUGCCAUGUGGGUCAGCUCUCCUCAGGUGUGAUACCGGGCAUGCUGUGGGUACCUGGGCAACAACAUGUCUACUCCAUACUUCCAGUGAAAGAGUGAUUCAUGUCCAAAAUAUUGAUUACAUGCAGUACAUUAGAACCUGUCAUGUAUGUUUAUAGUAGAGUUGUGUUAUUGCUAUUGUUACACAAAUUUAAAAUCUGCUGGCUCAUGUUAGUCUGGUUUUGCAAAGUACCGUUGGAUCCCUUAUGAUCUCUUUUUAGAUUACUGUCAUCUGAGUUGAAGAGCGGUUUAACUUCCCCGUGAUUUUGCCGGGGGGAUAUAAGCCACAUUUAACAUGGCUGAAAUGGUGCUUAGCCCAGCAUGCCCCAUGUGUCUGUGUGACCUGAUGCGUGACCCCUCCAGUCCCACAGCUGUUGAUGUGACAGCCGUUACCUUUUUGUAAGAUGCUGUUAUGUGAGCAAAGCUUUACAGUGUUACUCCUAGCUUUGUGAGCUCUGGUCCAUAGUGACUGAAGCUGCCCCACUUAAUCAAUGUUUCCUUUAUUUAGCCAUACUAGACUUGCCAUGUAAUGUAUCAUGUAGACAUGAUAUUCAUACUCCAUCUUCCAGCUCCAGUCACAGUGGCCGCUGAUGCUCGUCACGUGUAACAGGUGAUUAUCGAGGUCAGAGUUAGAAUGAUGUUAUGUUAAAAAGUGUGAAAACUUGAGUAUUCCUCAUUGUAGGUGGGACUUUAGUCUGUAGUUACAACUCAACUCAGAAUUGAAUGAUGACCAAGACCCAACAAUGAGAGACUUUUAUCUUAUAACUUUAUUGUCUCAUUUUCAGAUAUGAGGAUAUGUGAGUGUUUGCAUGUUUUCUUUCUAUAGAAUAUAUAUAUCUUGGCAUUUACCAUGAAUGUCUUUGUGCUAUACACAUCAUUCAUCACAUUUCAUUUCAUCGUAUCUCAUACAUUUACUGGUCAUUCACCAUCAGCAUGUCAGAAUAAUUUGCGAUGUUCCUCAAGAAGAGAGAUGUGUCCCUGUCCGCCAUUGGAAGUGGGGAGAAUGUGAAGGACCCUUAUUCAUGCUUUACUUGAGUUAUUGACAUGAUUUUCUUAUUUUGUUCAUUGACAGGGAGGCUCAAGUGAGAAGAUGGUAAUAAUAUAUUUUGAUCAUUCACGUACCUCUGAGCUUUGUGCAACUUUUUUUUUUUCCCCCCCUUUCUUUGUUAUUAUCUUAUCUUUUCUGUUUUUAUCAUUUUAGGUUUCAUGGUCAUAUGGAUGAGGUUUUGAACUAUCUGAAAAUUGUAUAUUUUUGUUUAUAUAUCUUGUCUUGAUUGCUAAUCUGUUGAUAAAACUUACCGCAUCAAAAGAAAUAUUUGGUUGCUCAGUUGUUCAUGAACUAUUUCCACAUUUCAUUCUCAUUGAUAAAUUUGUAUCUUUGGUAUAGAACUGGUUAACUUAAUUUAUUCAGGAAGAGACUUGGUUGAUGUGUAAUGUUUUUGUAUCCAUAAUCCUGAUUGGGCAGUCAGCCCUAUGCAAGUGGCAUCAUCACGGAUCUAGAAAUUAUGACAUUUGUGAGCACACCUUUCAUAUUAAGAAAAAAAAAAAAAAAAAAGAGAAAAAAAAAUGGACAUAAGAGACGACUCCAAUAUUGUGACUCGCCUCAGCACACUUUUAGUAUCAUGAGGGAAGUAAAUAAUCAGAUUUUCAAAGAACGUCUUCUCUUUUUUGCUUGCAUUAGACUCACUCAGGACUUACCGACAACAAUCAAAUUCUUAAAUC
Penaeus indicus is the source of this 3286-nucleotide messenger RNA. RefSeq names its product ubiquitin-like protein 3. Gene Ontology annotation, molecular function: protein binding. The record is from RefSeq and is a predicted model, not a curated record. The coding region runs from base 1 to 375 and encodes 124 amino acids. The transcript is spliced from 4 exons. NCBI's taxonomy places the organism in Eukaryota, Metazoa, Arthropoda, Malacostraca, Decapoda, Penaeidae.